Leishmania braziliensis MHOM/BR/75/M2904 is the source of this 5184-nucleotide messenger RNA. RefSeq lists its product as hypothetical. NCBI's taxonomy places the organism in Eukaryota, Euglenozoa, Kinetoplastea, Trypanosomatida, Trypanosomatidae. The record is from RefSeq and is a predicted model, not a curated record. The coding region runs from base 1 to 5184 and encodes 1727 amino acids. The transcript has a single exon.
AUGACUUCUCUUAGUUUCUCAAAUGCGACACAAGCCGCGCGCGGUGGCAACGCCGCAGCGAUGCCCCCGCCGGGCGCACAUCUCAUGAUGGCCCCUCCCCCGUCCGGUGGGAACCCCUUCGCUGCAGCGCCUCCCGGCUUUCGAGGGAAGGUGCCACCUGGUCAGAUGCCCAUGAUGGCUGGCAAACCCAAGAUUGUGAUGCGGCCGCCAUCGGCUGCUGAGGAUGGUCAACCCCUCGCAGCAAACCUGCCACUAAACCGCCCCGUUUCACAAGGAACUACAGCAUCGCACCCUGGGCCACCCGGACGCGGCCUCACCGGCUCACCACGCCCACCGCCGCAGUUUGCCUUGGUAAACGGAAAGAAGAUCAUGGUACCACCAGGCACGAAGCUGCCGAUGGGCAAUCCUGGCCUUAACCUAGCCUCCAGCGCUACGGCUGCCGUAGCGCCGCCACAGGCUAUGAUGCACGGCAAGAAGAUCUUGAUGAUGCCGCCAGGGCAGGGUUUGGCGACAAGCCGGCGGCCGUCAUUCACAACAUCGCCGCCGCCGGGGGGGAUGACGGGUCGCGGUGCUGCGGCUGCGGCUAGUGGUAGGGGCGGUCCUUCGCCGUUUCAUCCGAACCCCGGCCAAAGCCUCGUGCGGCCGCCAAUGCAGGUGACGGCAAGUCCGUCGCCACGGCCACAGCCAACAAGAGAGGCGGCAGCAGGUGCCACAGGCCAUAAGCCCAGCCUUCUGCAGAGCCUCACGAGCGCCUUCAGCUUUCUGAAGCGCGGCAGUGACGUGGACAAGGAGCGAGAAGUGGAGGCGCGACAGCACAACCCUAUAGCACUACAGCAGCAGCAACAGCAACAGCAGCAGCAGAGGCAGACGCCACCUGGGCCAGCUGUUCGUGGAAAAGGUGCUGCUGUCGGGCCCAGUAGAGCCUUGAUGCCGAAUAGCCACCCCUCGCCUAGUCCUGCCCGGCGACCGUCACCGAAGCAGCAGCCCGCGCACCCUCCGCUAUUGAUGAGCGGCAUGAAGAAGAUGAUGAUAGGGCAGCCGCCAACCUUGUUGGGUGGCAAGUCGCCGCCACUGAUGAGCCCGUCAAAGUCCGGCAAUGUGAGCGGCGGUGGGGCUGCCGCGACACGCGCGCCAAUAAGGGUACCGCCUGCUCAGAUGAUGGCGAUAAAAAGACCUCCUGGCGGCGGUGGACACGUGGUGGGGACGAAGAAGGCCAUCAUGGAUCCCCCACCUCCUGCCACGGUCCGCAGCAGGGCAAACAGCCUAGAAAGACCGCCCCUCGGCGCCAGCCGCUCUAGCAGCGUCGCAGCCGUCUCCCUUCCAGGAGCGCGGUCGGCAUCAUCGCCCCAGUUGCCGCUGCAGCCGCGCCCGUCCCCAAUGGGGCUUCGGCCGGUGAAGCGCAUCUUAGGGUCACCGCUGCCGCACGCGCAGCUCAUACCGGCUCCGUCACAGCAGCAGCCACAGCGGCGGCCGCGCUCCGGCUCGGCAUCACCGACACCUAUGUCGGUACCUUCAUCGCCUUUCACCGUGGCGCCACCCGAAGUCGCAGCUGCUGCAACUGUACUACGUGUGCCGAGUUCGACCGUGUUUAAGGAAGAGCAGCUGCCCAGUGCCGGGAUACGGUCCCCCAGGCGCCGACACUGGCGACUAGGAGAAAGCUCCGAAGACAGCGACAGCGACGGCGCUGGCGCCGGCGGAGGUGAUGGGGGUGCGCACGCCAGCGCACAGGUUGAAGCAGCCUCGCACAGCCACAUAGCCAGUGACCUUCGCAGCUCAUCCUCGAUCCGCAACGCGGACGGCGUGGUGGGCUCGGACAGAGCGCGGGAAAACACUGUAGAAGAGAAGGAAAAAGCGCUGCAGGAGGAUGACAACGCGCUGCUGCCGGAGUCAUCGUCCUCCUCCCUUCCACGCCAAGUGACAGAGCGGGAGACGGAGGACCACAGCCUCCACCACGGAGACAACGGCUACAACAACGAUACGCACCCCUCUACAGACGCAUUGACAUCGAAGCCAGAGGCAGCUGGUGCUGCUGCAGCCGUCGCGUCGCCAUCAUCGUCUAUGCACCACAACGGCAACAAGAAGAGUCCCGCCUCCACGACCCUCGUGCCGGUGCGGAAAACUGCAACGUCAGAAGCACGUAUCGCCGCAGCAGCAGCCAAACGACGACAAGAGGAGGAACGCCAGCGCCACGAAGCAGCGCGCAAGGACGGUCUAGUGUCGAAGAGGCGGCAGAGCGCACAACCAAAGUCAGUUCCGCCCGCAACCCACGCGAGUCGAACGCAGUCAACUGCGGCCGCCCGAGUGGCGCGAGAAUCGCCGUCGCCACAGGAGGAGGAGGAGGAGGACAACACGCAAAAGCCAUCAAACCUGGAGCCGAGCAGCCACAGCAUCACCUCCACCCUGUCACGCCGCUCCCCUCUCUCUGUCUCUGACGAUUCUGAUUCCGUGUUAGGAGCGGUGAAGAGCCCACGCUCACCGGCACGCGGCGGUGUCAGGACUGCUGGUGACGGCGGCCCUCCCGCGUCUCCGGGGUCCGUCUCAACGCCGUCGCGGAAGCGAAUCGGCAAGUCCGCUCACUUUGACCCUUCAGGCACGCCGAGGAACGAGCAGCGGCAGCGGAAGCGGCAGCGGCAGCGGCAGCUCCGUCGUCCACGAUCGAGGCUCCGCACCUGUAGCCAGAACACCCGUCGAAGUACCAGCAAGAGGGGUAACGGCAACGUCAACGGCGACCACAGCGACGCGGCUGACGAGGAGGAUGACGAGAGCGGCUUGGAGGAACUGACGAGCAGCGACCUCUACCGUCUUGCAAAAUUUUUGCGCGACAGCAGCGCGGGCGCGAUGGGGGCGGGCAUCGACGAUCUGCAGCGACGCGACAGGCGCCGGCGGUCGUUGCUUCGCGGUGACAACGGCAGCGACAGGGACGCCGACGCGGACAGCAGCGACGAUACCUCGUGGGGACUGCGACACCGUGGACGACAGCGUCGGCAGCAGCACAGUACUGGGAAGCGUCGAAGCGCACUCCCUCUCUCCACAGUCGGUAUUCCAUGGCGAUAUACUGGACCGCGGCGCUCGUUGGGGCCAUUCGCGUCACCACCACCGGUACGGCGGCCGCUCGGGUACAUUAACGUCGGCGGCGGUCGCUACGCGCGUGUCGGCGGCAGUCCGUACACCAAUUCUCGAGGUCGGCCUCGAGCCACGUCGGUCGAGGUCGUGCCGCUCGAUACGACCAACACGCGCGCAUUGCUCAGCCGUGCUGGGGCCUACGGUAGUCGCUCACCUCUUGUCGACCAGCGGAACCGCCGGCCGUCGGCGCUGGUGGAUGCUGGCCACAGAGCCGUCGCGUCAGAGCUGAAGGCCAGCGCUCUGCUGGACAGCAAGCAAGCGUCGAGUUCGCGCGGUGGCGGUAGGGCAUUGGCGCCCUACUACAGCAGAGAACAGCGCCAGCUGUUCCGCUGCCACAGCUCCGUGCACCAUCCUCACACCCGUAGCGGUUGCAGUCAUUCUGGACUCGGCUUGGAUGACACGAUGUCGUCAGCGGUCGAAUCACAGCACCCGUACUGCGUGUCCACCUCAGCCCUGCUGCCAGCCAUGCAGUCCAUGGUCCCCUUGCGCGGCGGUGUGGCGGCCACGUAUGAACCGCACGAGCCGCAACGCGGGAGGUCCUCGCCCCUGCCGGAUCCCCUACCUCGGGCAGCGGAUCAACCCUACAACCUCCCUCAACACCUACCGUCGUCAAGAUCAACAGUAGCGGCUACAGGGCCCAUUGGGCUGCUCAUUCCCGACAUGUACAAGGUCGAUCCCGCUCUAGAACCUAGCGCAUAUACCCCUGUGGCCGCGAGGGCCAACGACGCGGCGGGGCCCGUGCGACCCGCUUCACUGGGCCGGAGCAGCUCUGAUCAGCUGUAUGAUCUGCCUCCCGCGUUGUCACUACACGCUUUACCAGCAGAGGCCGCGGCAGCAGCGCGGUCCAGAAGCGUCACGAGCAGCAGAAAGAGCAACAUCGGCGGCGACGAAGCCGAAACGAGGAGCGCGGCCGCCCCGGCGGUGCCGAGCUUGAUACCCACUGACCUCUCGCCUGCGUUAUCAACACACUCACAGGGCCUGGGCAGCCACCUGCGCACUUCCUCGCCGAGGACCCAGCAGCAAUGGCGACAGCGGCAGGAGCAGAACGAUGUACAGCAGACCAACAGCGGCACCGCGGCGAGUAACCUUCGAAGAGUCGGUGGUGUCACUGCAGUGGCGGCACAUCCUGAAGUUCACCCCACCUACGCGGACCCCAACGCCUGCUGGCCGCCCUCGCGCAAGAAGGAGACGGUGUACUUAAGCAAGGCCACGAUUGCGCGUCUUAGCACCCCGCAGGGAUGCCGAGGCAGCCUCGGUAGGGGCUCUGCCGCGGCGAUCAGACCGAUCUCUCGCCGCAGCCACGGCGGUGGCGGCGGGAAUAGCAGCGUGGUAGCGCAGACGUGCACCAGGUGGCUUGACGAACUCCUGGCCUCCACUACAGUGACAACCACUGGCGUGCGCACUGGCUGGGGAGUUGGCGGCGGCGAAGAUGCGACAGGGGCAGCGAAUGCGAUCCCUGUGGUUGAUCUACGUCGUGAGUUCAAGCCGUACAUUGUGGACAGUGGCGCGGGCGGCCGCGGAAGCCCCAGUAAUGUGCGUGCCGCGUUUCAGUCCCUGCGCAAUAUCGGGGCGACAGACUACACGAACGAGUUCACUGGGUCGCGCGCCCGACCGCACGUCCCGGUGAUCUCCUUCAAGCACAUGAUCGGCACGCACUCAGCAACCGGCUCGCCGCCGCGCAUGGGUGGGGCGGCCACUGUGAAGACCGUCAGCGGUGUCUCGGAUGGGCUGCCGUUUCGGGCGUACUCCUCCAUACGCGUUCAUGACCCCACCCGGAAGUCGCCGUGGGCGCUGGCGCCGGAACGCGAGGGGCUGGACGUACUGCCUGGGCGGCCCGCCUUGUCGCGGCGUCGACGCAUUGCCGUGGCUGACAACGCAGCGGCAGAAAACGACACCGUCGUUGAGGAGGUCCACCUGGACGAGCACCGCCGCCCCUACCUGGUGGUCCGCCCAGUCCUGAGCAGCGAGGAAAAAGAGGCGCAGCGUGCUGCGGUGGAGCGGCUCUCACGCCCGAAGCCCAUUUACCGCCGCGCCGGAGAUCCUUUGACGUCGCCUCGCUAA